AUGGCCAAGAGCAACGAACAGGAUCGCGGCGAUGAGACGACCGGAAAGUCUGAGUGGAAGCAACACGCGCCUUACAAGAUCCACGACACCAGCGAAUUCGACGUCAAGUACGAGGCCAACUGCCACUGCGGGAAAGUCAAGUACCAGCUGAGCCGUCGCGAGCCUCUGGACAGCAAGCUCUGCCAUUGCACUACUUGUCAAACACAGCAUGCCGCCCCCUUCCAAUGGGCUGCCAUUUUCCACAAGGAAGACAUCAACUUCACGCACGGCCACCACGAGCUAGAAUGGUACGACCCAUCUUCAAAAUCCAUCGAGCACAAGCUGCCCUGCAAAGUGCGCUGCUCGUACUGCCACUCGCCCAUCAUGGACGAGGGCCGCAAAAUGAUCCUGCUCUUCCCCUCCCUCAUACACCUCAAGACGGACGAGGACAAGGCGUACUUCAAGCCCCGCUGCCAUAUGUUCUACGGCCAGCGCGUCAUAGAUAUUCCCGACGGCCUGCCCAAGUGGACCGGCAUAAACAACGAUUCGGAUCUUAUUGAGGAUAGCCCGCCUGAGAAGGUCAAGGAAUUGCAGCGGAAGAGGGAGGAGGAGCGCGAGAAGAAACUUAAGGAGGGUGAUGCGGAUGAGACGACUAAGGAGGGGUCGGGGUCGAAAUAG
Dothidotthia symphoricarpi CBS 119687 is the source of this 657-nucleotide messenger RNA. RefSeq lists its product as uncharacterized. Gene Ontology annotation, molecular function: carbon-sulfur lyase activity. Lineage: Eukaryota; Fungi; Ascomycota; Dothideomycetes; Pleosporales; Dothidotthiaceae. The coding region runs from base 1 to 657 and encodes 218 amino acids. The transcript is spliced from 2 exons. The record is from RefSeq and is a predicted model, not a curated record.